This is a messenger RNA of Penicillium alfredii, 1068 nucleotides long. RefSeq lists its product as uncharacterized. Gene Ontology annotation, biological process: transmembrane transport. Gene Ontology annotation, molecular function: transmembrane transporter activity. The coding region runs from base 1 to 1068 and encodes 355 amino acids. Lineage: Eukaryota; Fungi; Ascomycota; Eurotiomycetes; Eurotiales; Aspergillaceae. The record is from RefSeq and is a predicted model, not a curated record. The transcript has 3 exons.
AUGAAUGCGCGUAGAACGCGUUUAGUUCUGUCACUCGAACUCGUCGCUAAUUUUUGCCUGUUUAUCUUCCAGCUGCCCCUCGCCCUAGCUCCAAAUAUCGGCACCAUUUUGGUAUGUCGGUUCAUCGCCGGCUGUGCCGGAGGCGCGCCCAUGACAAACACCGGUGGGAGCAUCAGUGAUUUGUGGGAGAGAAACGAAAGUGGCGGCCCCAUGGCUGUUUACGGCCUCAGUAGCACCUUUGGGCCACCAAUGGCUCUCGUUGUCACCGGCUACAUUGGACUGAAUGCCGGAUGGCGGUGGAUCUUCUGGGUUUUGAUGGCGAUGACAGGCGGGAUUUGGGUUUUGCUGGUCAUCUCGGUCCCUGAGACUCGCCACACCAUCCUUUUACAGCGGAAAGCUCGACGGGUGUGCAAACAGAUGAAGAAAGAAAACUUGCGCUCGGCAGAAUCGACCAUGGACGCGCAUGCGGACGGCAGAAAAGGUCUGCAUGAGCUAUUUGCGAUCACUCUCACCCGGCCAUUCCGUUUCCUCUUCUCGGAGCCCAUCACGACUUUCUCUGCCAUCUAUAACGGCUUUCUCUAUGGGCUGGUGUAUUUGUUUAAUGAAGCUAUCCCCCUGGUGUUCGGCGCCCCGAAAGGACACCCAUUCAAUGUGGGUCAACAAGGCCUUGCAUUUUUGGGAAUGGCGAUCGGCCCCCUGAUUGCAUUCUACCUCUACCCGCUCCAAGAGCGAUACUAUCUCCGCCGCGUGGCCGCCAACGAGGGCAAGAGCGUCCCCGAGGCACGCAUGUGGAUGGCGCGUGGUGGCGCCAUCUUGAUCCCGAUCAGUUUAUUUUGGUUCGGGUGGACGAGCUAUCGAUCGGUGCAUUGGAUUGUGCCGAUCAUCGCGUCGUCCUUUUUCGGGGCUGGCAUUUAUAUUGUGAUUUUGAGUAUACUCAACUAUGUUGUUGACAGCUACCAGACCUACUCGGCCUCGGCCCUGGCGGGCGUCAUUUUGGUGCGCAAUGUGGUCGGUGCUGGGUUUCCCUUAUUUGCCACGCAGAUGUAUCAGAAGUUGGACUACGAGUAG